Messenger RNA from Ictidomys tridecemlineatus (thirteen-lined ground squirrel), 2138 nucleotides. NCBI's taxonomy places the organism in Eukaryota, Metazoa, Chordata, Mammalia, Rodentia, Sciuridae. The record is from RefSeq and is a predicted model, not a curated record.
GGCCACCGCCUGGGCCACCGCAGGGCCCUCUUUGAGAAGCGGAAACGGCUCAGCGACUACGCCCUCAUCUUCGGCAUGUUUGGCAUCGUCGUCAUGGUGACGGAGACCGAGCUGUCCUGGGGGGUGUACACCAAGGACUCGCUCUACUCGUUCGCCCUGAAAUGCCUCAUCAGCCUGUCCACCGCCAUCCUGCUGGGCCUCGUGGUCCUCUACCACGCCCGGGAGAUCCAGCUGUUCAUGGUGGACAACGGCGCGGAUGACUGGCGCAUCGCCAUGACCUGCGAGCGCGUCUUCCUCAUCUCGCUGGAGCUCGCCGUGUGCGCCAUCCACCCGGUGCCCGGUCACUACCGCUUCACAUGGACGGCGCGGCUGGCCUUCACGUACGCGCCGUCGGUGGCCGAGGCCGACGUGGACGUGCUGCUGUCCAUCCCGAUGUUCCUCCGCCUCUACCUGCUGGGCCGCGUGAUGCUGCUGCACAGCAAGAUCUUCACGGACGCCUCGAGCCGCAGCAUCGGGGCGCUCAACAAGAUCACCUUCAACACGCGCUUCGUCAUGAAGACGCUCAUGACCAUCUGCCCGGGCACCGUGCUGCUCGUCUUCAGCAUCUCCUCCUGGAUCAUCGCGGCCUGGACCGUGCGCGUGUGUGAGAGGGAGAACAUGUACCACGACAAGCAAGAAGUGACCAGCAACUUCCUGGGGGCCAUGUGGCUCAUCUCUAUCACCUUCCUCUCCAUUGGCUACGGUGACAUGGUGCCCCACACCUACUGCGGGAAGGGCGUGUGCCUGCUCACUGGCAUCAUGGGAGCUGGCUGCACGGCGCUCGUGGUGGCCGUGGUGGCCCGGAAGCUGGAGCUCACUAAGGCUGAAAAGCACGUGCAUAACUUCAUGAUGGACACUCAGCUCACCAAGCGGGUAAAAAAUGCCGCCGCUAACGUUCUCAGGGAGACGUGGCUCAUCUACAAACACACCAGGCUGGUGAAGAGGCCAGACCAAGCCCGGGUUCGGAAACACCAGCGUAAGUUCCUCCAAGCCAUCCAUCAGGUCUUGCUAUGUUGUCCAGCUGGCCUUGAACUCCUAGACUCAAGGGAUCCUCCUUCCUCAGUCUUCUGAGUAGAUGGGACGACAGGCUCGGGGCACAGCACUUGGCUACCAUGGGAGGGGUUUUUGUUUGUUUAUUUUGCUUUGUUUUUCUGUGGUGCUGGGGAUGGAACCCAGGGCCUCGUGCAUGCUAGACAAGUGCUCCUCAACUGAGCUCCCCCAGCCCCCCUCCCCUUUCAGUAAGGACACUGGUCACAAUGGAUUAGGGCCACCCUAAUGACCUUAUCUUUGCUGAGGACAUGUGCAAAGACCCUAUUUCCUAUUUGGUCACAUUUUAAGGUACUGGGAGUGAGGGUAGUUUUGGGGAGAACAUGGUUCACCCUAAACAGGGCAGUUCAGAGAAGCCAAGGAUACUAUUCCCAGUGCAAGGCUGUCUGGGUUUCCCGGCGGCCUCCUGCUGUUCCUGGGGCUCCCCAGCACCCAGCCCUGAACUCCGGGGCUGGGGGUGUCUUUCCAGCUCUGCUUCUCUGGACUGGGGCUCCCUGGGCAUCUCCUGCCGGGAGCCCUACGGAGGCUGAGCUUGGAAUCCUGGGGCUGGGGUGCAGGGAGGUGAGUCCUCCCUGACGUGGUGCCCUGGGCUGACCAGCACAGGAGGGACAGUGGGAACAGGAGAGCACACACAUCGGCUGCCCCCACAGGCAGCUGUCCAGGGGCCGAGGGCAUAGAGAACCAGGGGCGGUUAUGGGUUCAAAUCCAGCUGGGGUGCAUGCCGCUGGGCAGUGGCUCUGCCCCUCGGACCUCAGCUUUUCUGGGUGAAACACGAUCUGAGGGCCCGGGCCUGAUGGGAGGCACAGCAAGGCCACAUGGCCAGGACCGUGUGGACACUGCUGAGGGGAGGGACAGAGGACAGGCACCUGCCUGGGGGGCUGGCCCUGAGCCUUCAAGGCUGGGCCCCUCCUGCAGAGCAACAGCAGCCCCUCUGCCACGGGACCCCCAGCUUGGCCCCCGGUGGGGUGCGGGGCCGGGUGGGGUCGGGUGCGUGCCGCUCAGCUGGGCUGACAUUAAAACUGCCUCGUGGUUCCCUCCUGCUCUGCUGGUCC